Xiphophorus maculatus (southern platyfish) is the source of this 1967-nucleotide messenger RNA. RefSeq names its product transcription factor AP-4-like. Bases 495 to 1319 code for a protein of 274 amino acids. The transcript is spliced from 8 exons. Gene Ontology annotation, cellular component: nucleus. Gene Ontology annotation, biological process: regulation of transcription by RNA polymerase II. Lineage: Eukaryota; Metazoa; Chordata; Actinopteri; Cyprinodontiformes; Poeciliidae. Gene Ontology annotation, molecular function: protein dimerization activity; DNA-binding transcription factor activity, RNA polymerase II-specific; RNA polymerase II cis-regulatory region sequence-specific DNA binding. The record is from RefSeq and is a predicted model, not a curated record.
AGCUGUUAGCUGCUGGCAGCUGGAAUGUGCUUGUAGGAAUUAGCUGUUUUUGUCACGUUCGUGCCUGCUCUGAACUAUUAUAUAUUAUUCUAAAUUUAACCUGCGUUAGAGGCGUUAUUUGUGUAGGCGACAGUAUGUCGACGGGAUCUCCGUGAGACAGCGAGAUGGAGCGAAUACGUUCAUGUCCAGAUGGACGCCAACCACGUGAUCCGGUUCUUCAGGUUUGUUGUGACCGUUUAUGUCGUUAGUGGUGCCCCCGCCCCCUCACAGUAAAUAAGAGCGAGGCUUUUUACUAUCCCGGCGCUGUGAGCUCGAGAGGGGCAGCAAGUUCAGCCAAACUCGUGACCUCUGGAGCCAGACGUCAGGAAUGUGAAGAGGUCACCAUCAAAGUUAUAAGUUAAAGCCUGGCGAACAUCCCCCUCAGUCCGGAGACGGCCCAGGACCAGGAGAGACGGAUCCGUCGGGAAAUCGCCAACAGCAACGAGCGGCGGCGUAUGCAGAGCAUCAACGCUGGAUUUCAGUCCCUCAAGACACUCCUGCCACACACAGAUGGGGAGAAGCUCAGCAAGGCCGCCAUCCUUCAACAAACAGCGGACUACAUCUUUACCUUGGAGCAGGAAAAAACCCAGCUGCUAACCCAGAACAACCAGCUCAAACGCUUCAUCCAGGAGUUUAGCGGCUCCUCGCCCAAAAGGAGGCGAGCCGAGGAGAAGGACGAAGGCAUCGGGUCUCCGGACACGCUGGAGGAGGAGAAGGUGGAGGAGCUGAGGAGGGAGAUGAUUGAGCUGCGGCAGCAGCUGGACAAGGAGCGCUCGGCUCGCAUGCAGCUGGAGGAGCAGGUGAUCUCAGCUGUGCGGUCUCUGGACGGCCAGCUGCACCCAGAGCGUCUGAAGGUGAUCACCCAGCAGGUGGAGGAGGAGCAGGCCCUCAUCCAGAGCCAGACGCUGCUGCGGCUACAGCAGAUCCACGCCGCCGCCGCCGACAGACAAACACACAGUCCUCAGGUGCUGGCUCCGCCCACUCCGCCUGCCCCAACCCACCACCCCACUGUCAUCGUCCCAGCUCCAACACUAAACCAUCACGUCACUGUGGUGACCAUGAGCCCAUCUGUCCACACCAGCACCGUGUCCACUUCCAGACAGAACCUGGACACCAUUGUGCAGGCCAUCCAGCACAUUGAGCGCACCCAGGAGAGAAGAGGCAGCUCCGAGGACGAGCAGAGGAGAGCAGUCAUCGUCAGCCCCACCCACGUCGCCAUGGACACCGCCUGCUCGGACACAGACACGGACACGGAGGGUGAAGACUGUUUGAUGAACUGACCCGCCCCCACCCUGAACUCCUGCCUAUCCCCGCCCCUCCAACACGCACACAAACACUUAAGACACCCUACUCACUGUAAGAUUCCCUCCAGGAGCUUGACUACUCAUGUUAAUCUGUCUUUGGCAUUACCUAAACUCCUAAAUCCAGUGGUUUAAGCUCUGCGUCAAGUUUUGUACUGUAAUUUUUCAGAGUAUUGAAGAGGUAGGAAGGUCAGCGUGCAGGAUCCAUUGGAUCUCUGCAGCUACUUGAAUAAUCAAACGGUCUACUUGUAGAAAAAAAGAAAAAAAAAAGGCUGUCUGCCCCGUUGUUUCUCGUUUGUGCGUGCUCUCCAUAUAGUCCCAGAAUCAUCGUCGCCCUCUUUCUGUCACUCCUGACAGUGCAGCUACAAUCUAAUGGAGUCAAUUUAUCAGAAAGAUGAAUGUAACGACACAAUAAGCAAGGAGAUCCUUAUUCACAUGUUUUGUUUGUCGUAUAUUUCUGGUGGCUGUCAAAUCUUAAGCUAUUAAAUACUAAAUUUAAAAAUUUGAACCUACACAUAAAAUCUUUCUUACUUGAAGAAAAGAAAAAAAGCUGUUUUUAAACUCUAAAUAAGCCUUUAGAAAUAAGCUGAAUUCCUUCUCUGGUCUUUCAGUUUAGAUGUUUUUAUA